Anopheles maculipalpis is the source of this 1441-nucleotide messenger RNA. Its product is annotated as zinc finger protein 37-like. Lineage: Eukaryota; Metazoa; Arthropoda; Insecta; Diptera; Culicidae. The transcript has 5 exons. Gene Ontology annotation, molecular function: DNA-binding transcription factor activity; RNA polymerase II cis-regulatory region sequence-specific DNA binding. Gene Ontology annotation, biological process: regulation of transcription by RNA polymerase II. The record is from RefSeq and is a predicted model, not a curated record. The coding region runs from base 1 to 1431 and encodes 476 amino acids.
AUGGAUACUGACAACGAACCAGAUAUUGAUUGCCCCUUCGUGAAGAAGGAAAAAAGUUGUAAAAUCUGUGGCGAACAUGAAGGACCGAUGGAAUCAAUAUUUUGCAAUGCGGACGACACGGCACUCCUGAACAAAAUCUACAAAUGCACCCGUGUGGAAGUGACACCAGUUUGUGGCUUGAUUUCACCCAUCUGCGAGUACUGCCACCGGCGGAUCGAUGAGUACGACGAAAACGCGCAACCGAAGGUGGUCGAGUUUGUGAUCAAAACCGAGCUGGAACCCGAACCGCUUGAUUAUGAUCCGCUGAAUGUAGGCAACCUAGUCGAUCCAAUGGCUAUUGAUGUAAAAUCUGAAGAAGAUUCGGAAGCCGGCAGUGACUAUGCUGAAAGACACAUAAAACGGCGAGGAAGAAGAAGAGUAGUUAAAAGUCCUCCUCGAAGCAGGACAAUUCGAAGAUCCGGUAGAGCAAGGCUGAAUGUGGUUUUCAAAAAGGCGCAGAGAAGCACAAGCAAAUCAAGUGAAAAAAGGUCUUCAUUUGAUGAUCGAAGUUCCAAUGAUAACGGCGAAGAAGAGGACGUCGCACUUUCGCAACAUUCCGUCGAACUCCAGCGGUCUUCAAGAUCGCGCAUUUCCUCUCUGGAAGAGGAAAAAUCUAAAUCCAGCGACUUUGAAUCGGAUCUCGGCGAGGAGAAUGAGUUCGAGAAUGGGCAUGAAUCAGCACCAGAGGAAGAAACAGACCACGCAAGCCUUUCUGAAGAAGAAACCAAAAAACGGGGACGACCCAAGCGUAAUCAGGGAGCAGCGAAAGCGAAAAAACCGAAACGUCCCGAAUCACCGAAGCAGUGCGAAGUGUGCGGCAAACAGGUGCAGUAUAUGCGUGAACAUAUGCGCCUGCACCGGAUCGAGUCGCAGCAUCCCUGUCCACACUGUGAUCGAACGUUCGUACAGGCAAAUAAUCUAAAGUACCACAUCAGGAAACAUUUGGGCGAAAAACCGUACGCUUGUGGGCAAUGUAAGAAGGAAUUUUACUGUGAGGCACAUCUGAAGUCCCACAUGCGAGUACAUGGGCCGCAGGGUUUGUUUCAGUGCAGUUUGUGCCCGAAAAGCUUCAACCAGGAGUGUAAUCUGAAGAAACAUUUGCGGGUGCAUACGGGUGAGAAGCCGUACGUGUGUGAUAAGUGUGGGAAACGGUUUAACAGUACCUCCAAUCUGAGGAAUCAUGCACGGUUGCACUCGGAUGAGCGACCUCUGACGUGUGAUCACUGUUCGAAAAGUUUCGUCGAUGUGCAUCAUCUGCAGCGGCACAUACGGGUGCAUACGGGAGAACGACCGUAUAUUUGUCAUGUGUGCUUCCAAGCCUUCUACUGCCAGACCGGUCUAAUGGACCAUCUAAAGACGCACAUCGAAAAAAAGGCUUUCAAACUAGACUAGCUAAAGAUAA